Messenger RNA from Oppiella nova, 573 nucleotides. The record is from the annotation of a GenBank genome assembly. Lineage: Eukaryota; Metazoa; Arthropoda; Arachnida; Sarcoptiformes; Oppiidae.
AUGAAAUGGUCAGCGAAUCAGUUGUUACGAAAGACGGGAGACUAUAUCUAUGGGGUGCACAUAGACCAAGAUCACUUCUUUAAUUAUGGGGAUUCUUAUCCGCGAGAAAUAUACGAUCCCUCUGUUGUUCUUGAAUACGGAAAGUUUGAAGGCAUUGCACCAAAAGCUCCCCAACCUAUUGAGUCGUGGUUUCCAGACCUUCAGUUGAUUACAUUGCGAACAAAUGAAGGAUCACCUAAAGGCUUAUUUUUGGGGGCAAAAGCUGGAGCUAAUUAUGACACUCAACACAACCACAACGAUGUGGGAAGUUUUGUUGUUUAUGUGGACGGUUUGCCCGCCUUGAUAGACAUAGGAGUGGGCACCUACACCAUUAAUACUUUCAGUAAAGAUCGAUAUAGUAUUUGGACAUUUCAGUCUCAAUGGCAUAAUAGUCCAACCAUUAAUGGUAUUCAACAAGAGUGCGGACCUCAAUAUAAGGCACAGUACGCCAAAUAUACGAAAUUAGAAAACGGGGGACAAUUUGAGGCAGACAUCGCUGGCGCUUAUCCUACAGAAGCACAAGUGAAGAGUUGG